This is a messenger RNA of Trichoplax adhaerens, 1050 nucleotides long. RefSeq lists its product as uncharacterized. Bases 1 to 1050 code for a protein of 349 amino acids. The transcript is spliced from 2 exons. Gene Ontology annotation, cellular component: cytoplasm. NCBI's taxonomy places the organism in Eukaryota, Metazoa, Placozoa, Uniplacotomia, Trichoplacea, Trichoplacidae. The record is from RefSeq and is a predicted model, not a curated record. Gene Ontology annotation, molecular function: glutamine synthetase activity.
AUGAACUUAGAUCAAGGUGGCAGAGUUCAGGUCAUGUAUGUCUGGAUUGAUGGCACUAACGAAGGAAUGCGAUGUAAAACAAUGACAGUUGAAACUGAACCAACAUCUCCUAGCGAUCUACCAACAUGGCACUAUGAUGGAUCCAGCUGUGGUCAUGCUGAUGGUGGAGACAGCGAUGUCUACUUAAAACCUGUAGCCAUAUUCCGAGAUCCUUUUCGUGGUGAUCCGAAUAAAUUAGUUUUAUGCGAUACCGAGUAUUAUGAUGGUAAACUAACUCAUACCAACAAAAGACGUCGAUGUGUAGCGGCUAUGGAAAAAGUCAAAGAUGAUCAUCCUUGGUUUGGAAUUGAACAGGAGUAUGUGUUGUUAGAUCAUGAAAAGCCUUUAUGCUGGCCUAAGAACGGCUUUCCUGGUCCACAAGGUCCUUAUUACUGUAGUGUUGGUAGCGGAAGAGUAUUCGGUAGACCCAUCAUUGAAGCUCACUAUCGUGCUUGUCUCUUCGCGAAAAUUAAAAUUGCCGGUACUAACGCAGAAGUCAUGCCUUCUCAGUGGGAAUAUCAAAUAGGCCCCUGCGAAGGAAUCGAUAUUGGUGAUCAUUUAUGGAUGUCUCGAUUUAUAUUGUAUCGAAUUGCGGAAGAAUUUGGCGUUACAGUAACUUUAGAUCCGAAACCGGUAGAAGGCAAUUGGAAUGGAUCUGGAGCUCAUUGCAAUUAUAGUACUCAACGGAUGCGAGAAGACGGUGGAAUAAAGUAUAUUCAUGAGGCGAUAGAAAAAUUAUCCAAAAGGCAUAAAGAACACAUAAGAUUAUAUGAUCCCAAUGGUGGUAAAGAUAAUGAAAGACGCUUAACUGGUAAGCAUGAGACAUCCAGUAUAGAUAAUUUCUUUUCUGGCGUAGCUCAUCGUGGUGCCAGUAUCCGUAUACCUAGACCAUGCAGUGUCGCUGGCAAGGGAUACCUGGAAGAUAGGCGACCUUCUUCCAAUUGCGACCCAUAUGACGUUUCAUAUGCUAUUGUUCGUACUACAAUUAUAGACGACAAUUGGGUAGACUAA